AUGGCCCAUGCGCACGCACAUCCGAUUCCCCAUGACCUCUUCAUACAAGACAGGCCUCCCUCACCGGCCUUGACGAACCCUGAUAUGAUUCUCCCCUACCGUCCUCUCGAGACUUCAAGCCCGGUACCACUGGCCUCUUCUCCCAUACUACUGGCAUCGCCUCCCCCUGCACGACCCGAUUCUGCUGUCUCAUUGAGUUCGCGUGAUAUUGAAGCUCCCGUCGAGCUGGGUGUUGCAACAACUAUCCGCGUGUCCUCUCGAACGGUUCCUCCAAUCGACACAGCUUAUCACGGCUACGAGCAUGGGGCACCACUGAGUGAUAUCGGCGAAGAAGAGACCCCCAUAUCACGGAAAAGCCGGAUGAUUGACAGCAUGGCAUAUUCGGACCCUCCCUCGCCUACUCCCCUGUCGCGCAGGCUCAGCACCCACUCCUCUUCGAGUACGGGUUCGGAGCUGGGGGAUUGGGAAAACUUUGACACAUCAAGGAUCAUGAACGGGAGACUUGCUGCAGACGUAGCAAAGGUGCAAGAUGAAAAGAUCGAGGAUGCCGACAGCAAGAGGAACAGCGUAAUCGGGAUAAGCACCGAGGACGAGAUGUCGUUACUCAAUGAACGAGCUGAAAAGAUCCUCGCCCAAGCCAGGAAGAGAUUGACUACCAUGGAAGAUAAUUUGAGCAAGGCUCGGCACAGCAUUCUUCUGUCCCCACGAUCCUCUCCGAACAUGUCUGAACUCCAUCAGCCCGCUGGCGGGCUGUACCGUUCGAUCUCCCUGGCUGGUGCCAGCUCGCGCAAACCUCGGACGCUACACCACGUCGCGAGGUCGAAUUCGACACAUUCCAGAAGCGGCAGCGAGACGAACAUCCCCUCUGGCCUGAAGCGCUUGUCUAUGUUCCCAGAGGCGCGGUCAGCGAGUGCUCUUGAAUAUGGAAUCAGGCAAGAAUCGCCGCAGCAGGCCCAUUCUUCGCCGCUCACUCGAUUAGGCGGGGUGUCUCCCGUCAGCAAUCGCAGUUUCAAUUCACCACUCCGUGCUCUGAAAGAGGAGCAAAGCACGCCCAGCACCAGCAAGACUUCCCCUGAAUCAUCUGGACCAAGAGGGCUGGGCAUCAAUACUUUAGCUGCUAUCUCAAGGGAGGAUCUGUCCAUCCUCUCCAGCAGUCCAAGUACUGCUAUCGCCCGUUCGCCCUCGCAGAUGUCGAUCAGGUCCACGAAAGAGAUUCGAGAACAAAUGACCGAUCUACGGAGCAGGAUAUCGGACCUGAAAGAGAAGGCUCACGCCGAUAGUCUGAAGCGACGCAGUUUGCAGAGCUUGAGGACCCCUAGCCCCUUCACAAAUGCGCAAACGCCAGAACAAUGGUACGCGGGUGCUCCCGAGUACAAGGAAGCAGGCAGUCCGCUCAAUACGAAUGCGGGCAUGGGCUGGAGUCCGUCGCAGCACAAAAAGUCUAUAGAAAUCGAGGUUACACCCGUCACCCCGCCCGCACAGAAAUUUCUCAAUAUCGAACAACCGGCAACUAACGAUUCAAGGCUUUUGAGCGAGGCAAGAACAGAUAAAAACACUCCGAGCCUGCACAAAUCUGUCAAUGUGCUCUCGCCUGCAGUCGAUGAAUCAGGUUCCGUCGUUCAGGAGUCACUCUAUGAGGAUGCAGCCCAAGAGUUCGACGAGGAAGAGCCAAUCGCUGCUUCAGACGAAGAGCAGAUUUACUUGAACGAGGUCCUGGAGGAAAGCUUGCAAGAGAUCGAGCCAGAAGUUCCCGAAGUUCCCGAUCAUCUCUUGACGUCCGAACAAGGAGCAGAACGGCACGAAGAUCGAUAUGAUGCCUUUGACUAUGAAAACAUGUUCCUCCACAGUGCUUUGGGUAAUUACACCGGAACAGGGACCCGAAGCGAGAGUCCCAGCGAAAGCGACAAUAGCAGCGUGUCCACAACUCGAGUCGAUCAGAAUACGCCAACCCCUGAAGACCAGGAGGAUGAAGAACAGACAGAAGAGAGAGACGCCGGAGAAAGUUCAGGAACACCAACACCAGUCGUUGAACAUUUUUCUAGGCCACUUGUGCGGCCUCAUCCGACAACUUACUUGCAAGCACCUCCGAAACCCUGGAUGAAGGCUGCACGCAGUAAUAGCAUGGAUUCCGUGUCGACCGUCGCCACUUUCGCGACUGCUACUGAGGGUGAUACGGGUGGAGAGGGUCAUAGCGAGGAUGGGGUGCCGAGUGCGAUCCUGGGAUGGGGAAAUGACAUAGGAUUCCCUCAGCCCCCGAAAAGCCCCGGAGCCGAAAGGACAAUGCCAAUAUGGCCAACACCGCCAAUGAGUGGCAGAGUUCAACAGACACAAAUUGGUUCGCCACGAAAAAUUCAAAGCCAGGUGACUGUGGUUACCAAUGGGAUACCGACUCCUCCUGCACACUCUCCGAAUAUGGCUUUCACAACGUCGCCUAGAUCCGUUCAAGGUGACAAUGGUCCAUCGAAUGAGGCCACGAUCGACCAUCCGGCCAAUACGGAAAUCCUUAUGGAGAGUCUGAUCAAACUUGCAGAUCCUGAGUUCAAGAUAGUCGACGGGCAAGGAUCUGUGACGUUUACAGAUAUCGACAAGGAUCUUGUCCUCGAGCUUUUGCGAGCUGUGGGGGGUGUAUGCAAUCAGAUCUUGAAGGCGGAGAGACAGCACGAGAUCCAUGCCGCAAAAAUCCUAAGAAGAAGGUUGGAUGCGUCGAGAACACUAUUAGAGGGCCAAAGUGGCGAGUAG
Molecule: messenger RNA, 2739 nt
Organism: Exophiala xenobiotica
Lineage: Eukaryota; Fungi; Ascomycota; Eurotiomycetes; Chaetothyriales; Herpotrichiellaceae
Exons: 1
Coding region: 1-2739 (912 amino acids)
Source: RefSeq, a predicted model, not a curated record